AUGUCCGGGGCUGGCACGAAUGGCCGACCCAUUGUCUUCUUCGACAUAUCCAUCGGUGAAACAGCUGUAGGAAGAAUCAAGUUUGAGCUCUUCUCAGAUAUUGUGCCGAAAACGGCGGAGAAUUUCCGUCAAUUGUGCACAGGAGAGCACAGAGUCAACCAUAAGCCUAUGGGCUAUAAAGACUGUGUAUUCCACCGUGUUAUCAGAGAUUUUAUGUGCCAAGGUGGUGACUUCAUCCAUGCUGAUGGCACUGGAAGUUUUUCGAUCUAUGGUGAUAAGUUUCCUGACGAAAACUUCUCCUUAAAGCACGAUGCACCAGGGCUAUUGAGUAUGGCAAAUUCUGGACCUAAUACCAAUGGAUGCCAAUUCUUCAUCACUACACAACCUGCCGAGUUUCUGAACGGGAAGCAUGUCGUUUUCGGCAAGGUCGUCGAAGGGAUGCUGGUAGUACGCAAAAUCGAAAAUACACCGUGUGGUCCCAACAAUCGCCCUCGAAUCGACAUUCGUAUUACAGGUAUGCUAUAUACAUGA
Molecule: messenger RNA, 531 nt
Organism: Malassezia pachydermatis
Lineage: Eukaryota; Fungi; Basidiomycota; Malasseziomycetes; Malasseziales; Malasseziaceae
Product: peptidyl-prolyl cis-trans isomerase h
Exons: 5
Coding region: 1-531 (176 amino acids)
Biological process (GO): protein peptidyl-prolyl isomerization; protein folding
Cellular component (GO): intracellular membrane-bounded organelle
Molecular function (GO): peptidyl-prolyl cis-trans isomerase activity
Source: RefSeq, a predicted model, not a curated record